AUGGCGGAUGAAGUGGUCGUUCUCGGUACAUAUGUUAGCAUGUUUGCGAUGAGGGUCAGAGUGGCGUUAGCUGAAAAGGGCGUCGAGUACGAGCACAGGGAGGAGAAUCUGGCGAACAAGAGCCCGAUUCUGCUCGAGAUGAACCCGGUUCACAAGAAAAUCCCGGUCCUCAUUCACAACGGGAAACCCGUUUGCGAGUCGCUCAUCAUUGUUCAGUACAUAGACGAGGUUUGGAAGGACGACAAGUCCCCUUUGUUGCCCAGUGAUCCUUACAAGAGAGCUCAAGCUAGGUUCUGGGCUGAUUUUGUUGACAAGAAGGUACCUCAAUCCAGUAGAAAGAUAUGGGCGACAAAAGGAGAAGAACAAGAAGAGGGCAAGAAAGAGUUUAUAGAGGCCCUCAAGCUAUUAGAAUCUGAGCUGGGGGACAAGCCUUACUUCGGUGGGGACAGCUUCGGUUUUGUCGAUGUGGCCUUAGUUCCUUUCUACUGUUGGUUUCAUGCAUAUGAAACCGUUGGCAACUUCAGCAUCGAGGAGCAUUGCCCCAAAUUGAUCGAAUGGGCUAAGAGGUGCAUGGAGAAAGAGAGCGUGUCCAAGUCCUUGGCCGAUCCUAACAAGAUUUACGAGUUUGUUUUGACUGCGAGGAAGAGAAUUGGCGUCGAGUAG
Striga hermonthica is the source of this 663-nucleotide messenger RNA. The record is from the annotation of a GenBank genome assembly. Lineage: Eukaryota; Viridiplantae; Streptophyta; Magnoliopsida; Lamiales; Orobanchaceae.